CCUCCCCCCUGCCUGGCCUGGGCUGGCCGCCCCUGCUACCCACCGUCGCCUCCCUAGCCCGCGCCAUUUGCGAGGGCUUUCAAAUGGCCCUCUGCCCUCUCCCUUCCUCAGCCUAGUGCCGCGCUAGGAUGCAGAGCCAACCCUGUGAUCCUCAACUUCGCGCCUGCAGCAUGAAGGUCAAGCUCGAGGCCGCUGGUAAGCAGGCGUCCAUGGCGCCGUCGCGGUCCCUGCCGCGGUGCGCGAGCGAGCUCGCCGACCCGCCGUCGCCGUUCAGCUCCAACCCCGCGCACCACCCCGUGUCCCUGCCCACCACGCCCUCCGGGCUGUCGUCGUCGGCGUCCUACGCGGCCAAGCCCGGCGCAGGAUCGCCGCCGUCCACGCCAGGCAAGCCCAAGUCCAAGCCGACGACGCCGGCGGCGGCCAUGGCCGCGUACUACGCGUCGCAGUGGUCGCCCAGGAGGCUCAUGCAGCGCGCCGCCCGCGCGUUCCGCUCCAGCAGGUCGCGCCGCGUGAGGAGCAGGGACGUCGCCGGCGAGGAGCGGGGUUCGUCGCCCACCAGCAAGGUCUCCGACACGACCUGCGCCGUGAGCCUAGGUGGUGGUGGUGCCGCCGAGCAAGCCCACAACGAUGGCAACGGCGACGCCGCGGCCGGUGUGCAACCGCAGCAGCAGGAGGAGGAGCGCCACGACCACCCCGAGGCCGUCCCCGAGAAGAUCAUACACGAGAUGAACCAUCACGCGCCGCCGGCCGUGGCGGAGGAUGAGUGCGGGGCGAAGACGGCGCCGGCGGAGGAUGAGUGCGAGGCGAAGACGACGCCGGCGGAGGAGGAGAAGGAGAAUGAGACUGCCGCCGCCGCCGCCCCCGCCACGGAGGAGGUGGAGUCCCCCAAGAAAGAAGCGGGACCCGCACCGGCGCCGGCGCCGGAGCCCGUCGCCGCGGCGGCCGAGGAGGUGGCGGACAAGUUCGUGGCGGUGGUGAAGGCGGCGAUCAGGAAGCACGAGGAGGAGCAGGGCGAGAAGAAGGGGAUGGCGAGGAAGUUCCAGGGCAGCCGGGUGAGGACGGCGAUGGAGGCGCGGGCGGAGUCGGAGCAUCCCCGGCGGCGGGAGGCGACGCCGCGCAGCAACGACGUGAUCGAGGAGGCCCGCAGCAAGCUGCUGGAGAUGCGCCAGUGCAGCAGGGUCCGGGCGCUUGUCGGCGCCUUCGAGACCGUCAUGGACUCCAACAAGGACGCCGCCGGCAGCACGCCGCGGCAGCACUGCCGCCGGUCGGCCUGAGACGGCGACGCGUCGCCCCUCCACGCCUCGUGUCUUUUGCCUUUGCCUUGAUUAAUUAUAAUCUCCCCCGGCCAGCCGCCGGCCACCGUCGUGCACGGCGCUCGUUAAUCUCGAUUCCUGCUAAUUAACCACCGGUUAAUUCGUGGUCGCCACCACGUACAGUGUCAUGUCAUGGAGCUCGUCGUGUUACGGAGGAGUAAUUUGUAAGGAGGAAGAA
Molecule: messenger RNA, 1491 nt
Organism: Panicum hallii
Lineage: Eukaryota; Viridiplantae; Streptophyta; Magnoliopsida; Poales; Poaceae
Product: eukaryotic translation initiation factor 5B-like
Exons: 2
Coding region: 129-1274 (381 amino acids)
Molecular function (GO): calmodulin binding
Source: RefSeq, a predicted model, not a curated record